AUGUCUACACAGGAUAUUUCCUAUGGCUACCUUUCGGACACACACCCCGACGUGUACCGUAAUAUAGGCCGGUCACGUGAUGUGCGCUUGUGGAGCCUCAAAUCUCGCGCCGUCCCCGUCUCCGCUCCACUUGUGCCCGGACUGGUCGAUACAUACGCCGAACGCAGUGUGCUGGAGGGUAUAUUGUAA
Messenger RNA from Penicillium cinerascens, 189 nucleotides. RefSeq lists its product as uncharacterized. NCBI's taxonomy places the organism in Eukaryota, Fungi, Ascomycota, Eurotiomycetes, Eurotiales, Aspergillaceae. The record is from RefSeq and is a predicted model, not a curated record. The transcript has 2 exons. Bases 1 to 189 code for a protein of 62 amino acids.